This is a messenger RNA of Oncorhynchus tshawytscha (Chinook salmon), 1755 nucleotides long. RefSeq lists its product as uncharacterized. The record is from RefSeq and is a predicted model, not a curated record. The transcript has 5 exons. Bases 242 to 940 code for a protein of 232 amino acids. Lineage: Eukaryota; Metazoa; Chordata; Actinopteri; Salmoniformes; Salmonidae.
UGGGAGGAAAGGGGUGGGGGGGGCAGAGGGGGCAGAGCCAGGGCCACACCCCUUUCCUGUCCAGCAGAGGCAGAGUUUUAGGGGAGGUUCAUCCUUUAGACAGACUCAGUCAGUUACUCACUCUGAGAGGAACCUCCUGCCUCUUUACACAGACACCUCCCGGAGGACAGGAAACACUCCGGAUCAACUUUUUCCAAUCAUCAUCAUCAUCAGCACCACCACCACAACCUUCUUGUUCACCAUGGCCAGCUCCAAGUCAUCCCAGACCACCCGCAACAUUGUGAUCGCCUGCCUGGCCCUGUGGUCGGUAAUCUCCCUCAUCAUCAUUGUGGUGUGGGCCACCUCUCCGGACAUGAAGAGUGCCAGCCAGUGCCGAGCUGAACUACAGACCCUGACGGAGAAGCACGAGGGGGCCAGGGUGGUGUACGCCAAGAACAAGGCAGCCCUGGAGGAGAUGGUGGAGGAGGGCCACGCCAACCAGACCCGGCAGCUCAGGGAGACAGAGAGGCUCCUGGAGCACCUGGGACAGACCAACGUGUCCCUGGAUGACUGUCGGCAGGAAAACGUUAUUUUGGGUGGAAACAUUACAGUCCUGGAAAAAGAAAUCGAGACGCAUAAAGAAAUCGAGGCAAACCUCACUUCAGAAAUCAUGCUAAACCAAGAGCACAUUGAAUUACUUCACGAGAACCUGACACAGGCCUCUCACAAGUGGGCGUCCUGUGUGGCUUUGCAUUCAGCUGCUGAGAGCCAGCGGAUAGCAGCCGAGAGCCAGACCAAGGCCUGCGAGUCCAGCAAGCUGUAUUUACAGAAGCAGCUGCAGAAGUGCAAAAAGGACGGUGGCCAUGCCUCCGAGCUAUUGGAUGACGGCGUUGCCGCACCCCAGACUAGCAUUCUUGCCUUGGCCGUGGUCCUCUGCGUCAGUCUGCAAUUGAUAACAUGAACAUAAUGCAUAGCCAGUGGGGUCAGCGAAGACGAUUCAAGGGGAACACUGUUCUCCAGGACAAUAGGAGGGACCUGGACUUGAUAUUAUAUGGAUAUCACUGCUGUACAUCUUUCACUGUUAGGAAACUAAUUGGGGAAUCGGUCAAUGAUUAUAGUUUCUUUUGUUUCUUUUUCAAUUAUAUUUUAAGAAUUGUUAAACAAAAAUGGUAAAACUUUGUCCUGGACAAAAGGGUUAUACUUAUUUGUUGCUUUUGAAUGGUUUUCAGCUGCAUUUACCACUCUCACAUUUAUAUAUGUUGGCUUAUUUUAUUGUUGAACCGUACCCUUACCUAGGCUACAAUUUAAUUGAAUACUUCGGGUUUUAAUGCCCAUUUUUUGGGAUAUUUCAAGAAAGCACACUUUCGUUUAGGUUAAAGGUCUCUGUAUUUAUUUGUGUGUAAAUGUUUGAAUGUACUUUAUAAGUACUGUCUGGUCGUCUCUUGUUUGUCCUGUCUUGACAUCUCUCCCUCCCCCCAUUUUUUUUAUUCUUACCCUACUAGUUCUUUCCUACUUUUUGGUUGUAGUUUACCUUCUUCCCUAUAAUAAACAGUUUUAUGUACAUGGGAUGGUGAGAUGGGGAGGGUUAAGAGGUGGAGGAGUUGCGCGACGGGAUUGGGUAUCAAGAAGACACUAGAUAGAUAAUAUUUUGUGCCUGGUGUACUGUUUUUUUUUAUAUAUUUCAUUUAUGAUUAAUUUGCACCAUGUUUUAAAUUACAAACAAAAGUUGUCCUGGAGGGGGAAUUCAUAAAAUAAAGUCUGUCCAAUUAUUUUGGA